Cooperia oncophora is the source of this 609-nucleotide messenger RNA. The record is from the annotation of a GenBank genome assembly. NCBI's taxonomy places the organism in Eukaryota, Metazoa, Nematoda, Chromadorea, Rhabditida, Trichostrongylidae.
CUGAGGCCUAUUUUUGAUAAACGGCUGGAGGAACAGAGACAACUGAUUGAGCUCGUUGAUCAUCUCACAUUCCGCCUUGGCAUUGAGGACGACGACUCUUCAAUUCCAAGAGAUACUGACGAACUGAUCCCGGAAGACAAAAUGAAGGCUGUAGAUGCCCGUCGAAUAGAGCUGGAGGCUGUGCUCCACAAAAGGCUUAAGAAGGUCCAGAAUUGGCAGAAGGAGAUGAAUAAAUUUGUUGGGAAACUAGGUCGUGAUACUAUCACUGACGAUGAAAACAUACUUACCCUCAUGGCCGUCGACUUUGCCAGCGAGGAUACAAGUAUUUCUGAAUCAACGGUUAGCGCAAUGGAAGGAUACUACGAACAGUUACGUGAGAUGUACACAGAAUACGUCCAGGAAAGGGAGUUUCGUUGGUUAGAGCUGUACACUCGUCUUUCUGAGUUGUGGGAUACUUGUCACGUGGCCGACAUCGAGCGUCUGAUACCGCCGUCUUACAAUCCAGAGAAGCACACUGACAAAGAUUUCGACAAGAUUUCAACGGAGAUUUCUCGUCUUGAGAGCCUUUAUGCAGCACGAAAAGAUGUAUUUGACGUGUUGACGGCGUGA